Molecule: messenger RNA, 1831 nt
Organism: Emiliania huxleyi CCMP1516
Lineage: Eukaryota; Haptophyta; Isochrysidales; Noelaerhabdaceae
Gene: DLD2
Product: putative Lipoamide dehydrogenase 1
Exons: 3
Coding region: 27-1574 (515 amino acids)
Cellular component (GO): oxoglutarate dehydrogenase complex; mitochondrion
Molecular function (GO): flavin adenine dinucleotide binding; dihydrolipoyl dehydrogenase (NADH) activity
Source: RefSeq, a predicted model, not a curated record
UCAGGCCUUCGCUCGCCGGACAAGCCAUGCUCUCUGCCUUCUCUGCGGCCCUGUCCGGCGCCUACCUGCCGUCGGUGCACCUCGCGCCGCGCGCCACGGCCGGCCGCGGCGCGCUCUCCGGCCUGCGCAUGGCCGAGCCCGACUUUGACCUCGUCAUUGUUGGCUGCGGCGUCGGCGGCCACGGUGCGGCGCUGCACGCCGUGUCGCGCGGGCUCAAGGUGGCCGUGUGCGCGGGCGAGGACGUGGGCGGCACGUGCGUCAACCGCGGCUGCGUCCCGUCCAAGGCCCUCCUCGCCGCCUCUGGCCGCGUGCGCGACAUGCAGAACGACAAGCACCUCGCGGCGAUGGGCGUCAAGCUCGAGGGCGCCGUCACAUACGACCGGCAGGGCGUGGCGGACCACGCAAACAACCUGGCGAGCCGCGUGCAGGGCAACCUGCGCGGCUCGCUCACCGCCCUCGGCGUCACCGUCUUCGAGGAGAAGGGCUCCCUCGCCGGCCCUACCAGCAUCGAGCUUGUCGGCGCCGGAAAGACCAUCGAGGCGAAGAAUGUCAUCCUCGCGACGGGCUCGGUGCCCUUCGUGCCGCCCGGAGUGGAGACGGACGGCAAGACCGUCUUCACCUCGGACGAGGCGCUCAAGCUCGAGUGGGUGCCCGACUGGAUCGCAAUCAUCGGGUCGGGGUACAUCGGGCUCGAGUUUUCGGACGUGUACACCGCGCUCGGCUCCGAGGUCACCUUCAUCGAGGCGAUGCCCAAGAUGAUGCCCUUCUUUGACCGCCAGAUUGCGCAGCUCGCAGACCGGAUCCUCAUCCGGCCGCGCGCAAUCGACUCGUACACAAACGUGUUCGCGUCCGAGGUGACUCCCGGCAUCCCCGGCGAGCGGCCCGCGACGGUCAAGAUGAUUGACGCAAACACAAAGGAGCACGUCGAGACGAUCGAGGUGGACGCGGUGAUGGUGUGCACGGGGCGGAAGCCGUUCUCGGAGGGGCUGGGCCUCGAGAACGUCAACGUCGAGACGAACCGCGGCUUCGUCCCCGUCGACGACAAGAUGCGCGCGCUCGACAAGGACGGCAACGUCAUCGACGGGCUCUGGUGCAUCGGCGACCUGAACGGCAAGAUGAUGCUGGCGCACGCGGCGUCGGCGCAGGGCAUCUCGGCGGUGGAGAACAUGUGCGGGCACGAGCACGUGCUCAACCACGACGCGGUGCCGGCGGCGUGCUUCACCCACCCCGAGAUCGCCAUGGUUGGGCCGACCGAGGAGCAGGCCAAGGAGCGGGCGGAGAAGGAGGGCUGGGAGAUGGGCAUCGCGCAGGGCAACUUCAAGGCCAACUCGAAGGCGCUGGCCGAGGGCGAGGGCGAGGGCAUCGCCAAGGUCAUCUUCCGCAAGGACACCUUCGAGGUGGUCGCGGUGCACAUCAUCGGCAUACACGCGGCGGACCUCAUCCAGGAGUGCGCCAACGCCAUCCAGCACGGGACGACGCUGCAGGAGCUCUCGAUGACGGUGCACACACACCCGACGCUGUGCGAGGUGCUCGACGAGGCCUUCAAGGCGGGGCUGGGACGCUCGGCGCAUUGAGGAGGUAAGCGUUUCGGUCACACUCAGGGCCCGUUUUGCAUGACCUGGUUUGACCAUGCUCUACGUGUGCGGAGGGGACCAAUCGGUGCUCGAAGAGCUCGAGUCUGUGGACAGGCCGGCGCGAGAACGCUCCGCGGCGCAAUGUCGGCCGAUGUCGGCACAAUGUCGGCACAAUGUCGGCCGAUGCACGGCUCGCCGCCCACCCCACGCGGUCCCUAGGUGUUAUAUAGCAUAAACACCGUCCGUGCAGGGCUCCU